Ipomoea triloba (trilobed morning glory) is the source of this 1713-nucleotide messenger RNA. RefSeq names its product CRS2-associated factor 2, mitochondrial. NCBI's taxonomy places the organism in Eukaryota, Viridiplantae, Streptophyta, Magnoliopsida, Solanales, Convolvulaceae. Bases 40 to 1158 code for a protein of 372 amino acids. Gene Ontology annotation, biological process: Group II intron splicing. The transcript has 6 exons. Gene Ontology annotation, molecular function: RNA binding. The record is from RefSeq and is a predicted model, not a curated record.
UAUAGACAACAUUUCAGUGUGAGAAGUUAGGAAUUGAGAAUGUUGAAGCUACUUCCAUGGCGUCGUUGCAGCCUAGUCUUGAGAAUAUCUGCUAUACCUUCCCCGUUCCUCACCAGUAUUUCCCGUUUCCUCACACACUCACAAUCUGUAGGAGAACAAGAAGGAUAUAUAUCGGACCCGCCAUUUUCUUCCACCACCACCAAAACCCUAAAGCCCCUCAAGACAAAAAAGAAGGAGAAGAGUACAAAAAUCUCACCCAGCAAUAAUUCUCAAAACUCUCCGGUGAGCUCCGAUCUGCCUUUUGAUUUCCGGUAUUCUUACUCCGAGACCAACUCCGCUAUUGAGCCUAUCGGGUUCCGUGAGCCGCCCAAAUUCUCUCCGUUUGGGCCUGGACGCCUCGAUAGGAAAUGGACUGGGACUUGUGCCCCUGCACAAAGCCCUCCGGACUUGGAGAAGAUUGCCGAGGAGCGGCAAGCAGUUCUCGGAGAACCGCUGUCGGAAGAGGAAAUUGCAGAGCUUGUUGAGAAGUACCGUCACAAUAACUGCUCUCGCCAAAUCAAUCUGGGGAAGGGUGGAGUUACACACAAUAUGCUGGAAGACAUCCACAACCACUGGAAGAGAGCUGAAGCUGUUAGGAUCAAGUGCUAUGGAGUACCGACUCUCGACAUGGAUAACAUUUGCUUCCAUCUUGAGGACAAAUCUGGUGGCAAAAUUGUAUAUCGCCACAUAAAUGUCCUACUUCUUUUUCGUGGUCGAAACUAUGAUCCCAAAAAUAGGCCAACCAUUCCCUUGAUGCUGUGGAAGCCAUAUGCACCUAUUUACCCAAAGCUAGUGAAGAAUGUUGCUGAUGGCCUGACAUUUGAAGAAACUAAGGAAAUGAGAACCAGAGGGCUCAACUCUCUUCCUCUAACAAAACUCACUAGGAAUGGUGUCUAUAUAAAUGUCGUUGAAAAAGUUAGGGUGGCAUUUCAAACAGCAGAACUAGUAAGAUUAGACUGCUCCCAUGUUGGAACAAGUGACUGCAAGAAGAUCAGUGUUAAAUUACGGGAUUUGGUACCUUGUAUUCCAAUCUUGGUUAAGGAUGAACAAAUUAUACUUUGGAGGGGAAAGAGGGAUGAAGAUCACAACUCUGGUUCAUCAACAGAACUUGCAAAGUGAAAACAUACCUAUAUUAGAGACAUGUUAGACAUGUGUUAGGGAUUUUGUUAGCCUCCCAUACAGAGCAAGUUAAAUUGCACAAACAGGAAAUAGGUUUUGCACAACUUCCAUGGCUGCCUCUUUGUCCAGAACUAUUGUGCCAGAAACUCCAGCUAUUCUACAAGAGGCUUUUGAGAGUGCGGCAGGUUGUUGACAUAAACAUCAUGUACCAAUCUUACAUAGUCCCCGGUUUUGUCAGCCGUCCAAUCAUCAGUACUGAUUGGAGGAAGAAGCUUGAUGGUGAGGGGAGCUGGGCGUACAUGCAAGCUACCUUUCCUCCAUGCCAGGUGAGUCCCUGUGAAGAUGAUUGGAACUAUUGGGAGACGCGUUUCCAAUGCCAAGUGCACAACUCCCUGCAACCCAACCACAAAUUCUCCAGUUGAACAUAUUUUUAGAUUUGGUAUUAAAGUAGGAAGAGUUCAAGAAUCUAGCUUACCUUUUUGAAUGGCAGUAAGCGCCCAUUCUGUGAUCUUGUACCCUCUGGGAAUAUGAUUAAAGAUAAAUUGUUAUCAACCA